AAUAAACUUAUAUGACAUACACUGAACCUGUGUUGUUAUUUCACCUAUGUGACUUAACAUGACUUCUUAUACAUAUACUUACCUUUAUUGUCUGGGCUUGCCUGGCUUGAUUACACUGAAUACAUAAACCAAUUCAACACAAUUUAUUUGUGUUAUUUUAUUAUUAACCUACCUGAUUAUACCUUAUAAUGUCACUGCUGCCAGAUAGUGACAUACCUAUCAUUAUAACCUAUACCUUGUCCCGGGGUUUACCUGGCCUGAUUUCACUAUGUGUUUACUAUAUGUAAUAUUAUUGCAAUAAUGCAUUUAUGCAUAACAAUUACAUCCAGUUUGACUGCAUAUAUUCUUGUGUUUCAUGGUUGGUGUCAUAUUCAUGACCAUCCAUCUCACAUUCAUACUUAUUCUGGUGGCUGGUGUUAUUGCAAUGCCGCUGAAGCCAUAGUAGGGACGUUAGGGACAUUUUUGCUUAGUAUACUCGGGGGUCAAUCCAGUUCGGUAGUCUCUGCUUCUGUUGAUCCUCUUGCACUCUGGUGUAUUAGGGGGACGAUCAGUGAUGAGUAGCUGCAUAUUGACCUCCGGUUGCUAAGUCGCUCAUUUUUCUUAUCUUUAGCGCCAUGGCUAUGGUGCUGACUAUGCAUCACAAUGACUUUUGUUAGAUUGGAUGUAAAUCUGUCUAACUUAAAUAAUUUUAUUACAUAUGUGAAAUUGGUGUUAGGAAGCUCUUCCCUUUACCUACCAAUUUACUUUACCUAAUGCUUCUGAUAGGCCACUUUUAUGUGCAUAUCAAUUAUUGGAUCCGUUCCAUAGACCCAUUUGUUGUUGAUGAGGGGGGCCAGACGAGCGAUGAUGAGGCCACAUUGGUUUUGAGCGAUGGUCGGGAUUCUUUACCACCUUUCUUUUUUAAUUAUCUACCAUUUCUUAUGUUAUUCGUAAGCUUUAAGAUUCAGUCUAUUACAUCAUAUAUUAAGUUUCUAACCAAUUUCUUACUUUCUUAUUAGUCUUUAUAAGUAGUAUAUUAUGUUAGUAUUAUUCUUUAUUUACAUGCCCUCAAUAACAUGCAUUCAUAUCUGACUCAGCUACCUUCAUAUAAAAUAAUUUAAGUUACUACAAAACACAACAUAAGGUCCUACUUUUAUACUAGACGAUUACAACAAUAUUGGCCAUUUUAAUCACUUAGUUGAGUAUAACCCAGAGUCAAAUCCUGGUCAGUUUAGUCGUGGGUUAGUUAUGGAAUUAUUUAACUACUUAAAGGAGGUGGGGUGUUACAACUCCACUCCAUUAAAAAUACACUCGCCUGCAAAACUAUGUACUACAAUUUUAAAAUUCCUUUUUUUGUAAACUUUAGAAGUGAGAGAUUUAAAAUAAAAAUAUUCUACUAGAUAAUUUUAUCAGCUUUCUUUGUAACUAUUGAACUACUUAUUUACAUAAGUAAGUAGUAACCAUCUUACUUUUGGACAAUCAAGUGAUCAGCCUGUUAUGUCCUAACCAAACUAGGGAUUAGAAAGUAAUUUUUGUCAUUUUUCCCUACCCGGAUUCUAACCCGGGACCUCCGGAUUGUGUUUAAAGUUUAUUAUAGAGAAAUCAUCAGCAAGCAUGUUUGGCUGAAUGAAGUCGUAAGUGUUAGUUCGAGAAACCAUAUUUAAACUUACUUUAGAACGCUGUGAAGUAUAGAUAGUAUACUUUAGUAGACAGUCAAUAUGUUUGUUGUUUGGAAAAUUUGGUAGGUGUAAGUAGUAUAAUUACGAGUAUAACCAUAGACUUAGUAGCGCGAGUCUCUAUAAGUUUUAGAUUUCUAGAUAUAUUUUUUUAAAUUUGUUUGUUGUGUUUAUUUUUUUAAAUGUUAUAGAAGGUUGAUUCUUUGCAGGAACCAUCCGUACACGGCGCGCCCCGUGGCCUGAGCCGUUGUUCACCUCGUCGCCCAACCCGUCGCCGGCACUGUCGCCCUCCUCGUCGGCCAACUCGCCGCCGGCCCCGUCUCCCGUUUGUUCGCCCGACCCAUCGCACUACCUACGGCCGGCCGUGUCGCCUGCCCCGUCACUCGGACCAUGGUCGGUUCCGUCUCCUACCCCGUCACUCGGAUCAUGGUCGGCUCCGUCGCCUACCCGGUCACUCGGAGAAUGGCCGGCCCCGUCUCCCGUCCAUUCGCCCAAGUCGACGCCCGCCCCGUCAGCCAACUCGUCGCUGACCCUGCCACCGAUCCGGUGUCCCGUGCCGGCACCCAACCGGUCGCCAAGGCCGGCCCUGUCGCCUACCCCGUCACUCGAACCAUGGUCGGUUCCGUCUCCUACCCCGUCACUCGGACGAUGGUCGGCUCCGUCUCGUACCCUGGCACUCGAGCCAUGGCCGGCUCCGUCGCGUACCCGGUCACUCGGAGAAUGGCCGGCCCCGUCUCCCGUGCCGGCACCCUACCGGUCGCCAUGGCCGGCCCUGUCGCCUUCCCCGUCACUCGAACCAUCGUCGGUUCCGUCUCCUACCCCGUCACUCGGACCAUGGCCGGCUCCGUCGCCUACCCGGUCACUCGGAGAAUGGCCGGCCCCGUCUCCCGUGCCGGCACCCUACCGGUCGCCAUGGCCGGCCCUGUCGCCUACCCCGUCACUCGAACCAUCGUCGGUUCCGUCUCCUACCCCGUCACUCGGACCAUGGCCGGCUCCGUCGCCUACCCGGUCACUCGGAGAAUGGCCGGCCCCGUCUCCCGUGCCGGCACCCUACCGGUCGCCAUGGCCGGCCCUGUCGCCUUCCCCGUCACUCGAACCAUCGUCGGUUCCGUCUCCUACCCCGUCACUCGGACCAUGGCCGGCUCCGUCGCGUACCCGGUCACUCGGAGAAUGGCCGGCCCCGUCUCCCGUGCCGGCACCCUACCGGUCGCCAUGGCCGGCCCUGUCGCCUUCCCCGUCACUCGAACCAUCGUCGGUUCUGUCUCCUAUCCCGUCACUCGGACCAUGGCCGGCUCCGUCGCGUACCCGGUCACUCGGAGAAUGGCCGGCCCUGUCGCCUUCCCCGUCACUCGAACCAUCGUCGGUUCCGUCUCCUACCCCGUCACUCGGACCAUGUCCGGCUCCGUCGCCUACCCGGUCACUUGGAGAAUGGCCGGCCCCGUCUCCCGUGCCGGCACCCUACCGGUCGCCAUGGCCGGCCCUGUCGCCUUCCCCGUCACUCGAACCAUCGUCGGUUCCGUCUCCUACCCCGUCACUCGGACCAUGGCCGGCUCCGUCGCCUACCCGGUCACUCGGAGAAUGGCCGGCCCCGUCUCCCGUGCCGGCACCCUACCGGUCGCCAUGGCCGGCCCUGUCGCCUUCCCCGUCACUCGAACCAUCGUCGGUUCCGUCUCCUACCCCGUCACUCGGACCAUGGCCGGCUCCGUCGCCUACCCGGUCACUCGGAGAAUGGCCGGCCCCGUCUCCCGUGCCGGCACCCUACCGGUCGCCAUGGCCGGCCCUGUCGCCUACCCCGUCACUCGAACCAUCGUCGGUUCCGUCUCCUACCCCGUCACUCGGACCAUGGCCGGCUCCGUCGCCUACCCGGUCACUCGGAGAAUGGCCGGCCCCGUCUCCCGUGCCGGCACCCUACCGGUCGCCAUGGCCGGCCCUGUCGCCUACCCCGUCACUCGAACCAUGGUCGGUUCCGUCUCCUACCCCGUCACUCGGACCAUGGCCGGCUCCGUCGCCUACCCGGUCACUCGGAGAAUGGCCGGCCCCGUCUCCCGUUCAUUCGCUCAACAAUAGCCGUCGCCUAACUCGUCGCUCAACUCGUCGCCGUCUGAGUACUACUAAACAUCCGUAAAUAGCAGAUGUUGCCGAAUCCGCUGGCGUGAAGGCAAACUACUAACAAACCCAACACUAAAGCCAAGAUAGGCGAAGCGCAAGUGCCAUGAUCACGGGACGACGAAACAAUACGUGUACAAGCAUUAAGAAAAUUUGCACAAAACAAACCAAAGACUGACGGUAGCCAUGCAGCCGUCAAGCACGGUCCUUCGAAGGAGGUUAAGAAAGACAGGAUUAUCCAUAAGCACAACCAACUGUCGGCUAAGAGUCUUCUGGACAUCGUGUCAUUCCAAAAUUUACACGGACACUCCCCUGUAGUAUUAGUGGAUCGUUUGAGUCAUAAUUUCGAGACUGGCAGUCAGAAUGGACGAGAGACUGGCAGUAGAGCCACGUCAGUGGGUAGUGGGGUUCACAGACCCUCAGGAGGCCGCGACCUCGCCAAAGGCUGUGACGCGUCUUCAGGGCGAGAAGGAAAAAGAAGUACGACACACAACGACACUCGCGUACUAACUGCUAGAUUGGAAGAACCCAAUCAUAUUAAAGACGACGAUACGAGCUCAAUAGCUGGUUCUUUAAGUGAAAGUUCAAAGGGCAAUCGAGAAGAUGAGCGCCCAAUGAAGUAUUUCAAAGUAAAUAACCAAAACACGACGGCGUUGCAAGCCACACCAGAACGGGGUCCUUCGGCAAGUAUUACUCGUCCAACCACCAAAAGAGCUCUGGCGACAAGAC
This is a messenger RNA of Pectinophora gossypiella (pink bollworm), 4490 nucleotides long. RefSeq names its product serine/arginine repetitive matrix protein 2-like. The coding region runs from base 2046 to 3722 and encodes 558 amino acids. The record is from RefSeq and is a predicted model, not a curated record. Lineage: Eukaryota; Metazoa; Arthropoda; Insecta; Lepidoptera; Gelechiidae. The transcript is spliced from 5 exons.